AUGUCUGGAAGCGCACAGUCAAAGCAGGCACCUCGGAUUCUCAGGGGGUUGUCCGUAACCUGCAUCUCCACUUCGGCAGCUGAUUUCGCUAACGUUGCAAACUUGGUGAUCACGCGGGACAGCGUGGCUGAAGCGUUUCCGCUGAAAACAGCGCUGUUGUGCGUCGACGAGGAAGGCCGUUACUCCGGCGAGUUCUUCACCGUGUCUUUGGCAGGCUUCAUCCGUCAGCGCGGGGAGAGCGACGCGUGCUUGAAUCGGCUGCUCUACGAGAAGGGCAUGUUGAGUCCGGCCUUGUCUUUCAAGGAACAGGGCGAGUUGCUCUUCAGCCUCGUAGGGCAGAAACCCAAUUUCAUUUGUGUCCCCUACGGCGUUUUUGAUUUCGUUCAGGGAAUUCUGGACUUCAUUGCCGGACUGAUCCCUUCUCAGUCUGACCUAGCUGAAUAUGGGCGAAUUGGUCGAUACUAUGCUGAGCAGAGCAUGCUGGUCCUCGAUCCAGCCACUGGCAAGUACAGUGAGGAGCUCACGCCCUCCUAUGGCAGGACUGACUUGCGCGCUUUUCUGACGGAUGCCCUCCAGUGGCUCAAGCAUCCAUUGGACAAGUUGCCACAACGUUCCAAAGGCAUCCAAAGGCCAGGCAUCAUGGGCUCUGGAGCCUCCAUCCACGAGCAGAUACAGAAUGCCUCCCAGGAAGAGCUACAGGAGGCCAUGGACAAGAUGCCUGAAGAGGAGCAGCAGAAGAUCAAGUCCUGCUUGUCUCCAGAGGAUCUGGCAAAGGUUGAAGCGCUGAAGUGCUUGGCGCGAGAAAACCUCCUGAGGGCCGCUGCAGAUGGCACCUUGGAACGUGCGCUCCAGGAAAUCAAGGAGAAGCAUAGUCAAUCAGCGCCACCUCCACCACCCGCGUGA
Cladocopium goreaui is the source of this 903-nucleotide messenger RNA. NCBI's taxonomy places the organism in Eukaryota, Dinophyceae, Suessiales, Symbiodiniaceae. The record is from the annotation of a GenBank genome assembly.